Molecule: messenger RNA, 4005 nt
Organism: Pipra filicauda (Wire-tailed manakin)
Lineage: Eukaryota; Metazoa; Chordata; Aves; Passeriformes; Pipridae
Exons: 2
Coding region: 2097-3026 (309 amino acids)
Source: RefSeq, a predicted model, not a curated record
CCACCCCCCGGCGCGGCGGGGCCGGAGGGGGACGCGCGUAAUGGCGGCCGGGGCGGGGGGGGGCGAGGGGCCCUCACGGGGGACCCCGGGCGGGGGGGGUUAUCCUUCGUCUUUUAUCCUCUAUCCGUCAACUUUUAUCCUUCAUCCCUCAGCCUUUAUCUUCAUCCCUUAUCCUUUCCGUCCAUCCCUCAUCUCCAUCCCUGAGGGAUGAUCCCCCGGCAGGCGGAUAAACGCUCCCUGUGCCCCGCCAGGGACCCGCCGCCUCUCACACCCGCCGCGGGCUUCGCUCUCGCUUUUUUUACCUUAAAAUCUCGCAUUCACGCGUUUUUAAGGCUCCCCUGUCCCUCAUUUCGCCCCCCGUCCCCGGGUGUUCCCCGCACGCCCCGUGCCUCGCUCAGACCCCAGCCCAGCCCAUCACGGGCCUCCCGGGCCCCGAAUUCUCCGGUUGUUCUCAGACAAAAUUCUCCGGUUGUCUCCAAACAAAGCGGUCUGGCCGCUGGCAAUUGCUGUUCGGGUUGAACUCGGCCGCUGCUGGAGCAACACCCGGCUCGGGUCGGGUUUUGCCCCCCGAGCGCGCCUCGCGCUCCUGCUUUGGGGUUAAAAUCGGGGCUUUUCGCCCUUUUGCGCUUUGGGACGGUGACGGUCGAGCCGAAUUUCGGGUGUUACAACCACGAACAACCAAAAAUAAUCCAAAGAGGAAUUGAAUUCUUUACCCCCCCAGGCCGAGUGUUGUGUCUGUCUCAUCACGUGCCUUGCAGGAGCCUCCUCGAUUGGGGGAUUUAACCUUUUUUUUUUUUUUUUCCCCCAAUUUAAACUCGUGCUCCUUCGCUGCUUUUACUGUUAUUAUUAAUUUAAGGCAGAAAUGUAAUAUGGCUUGUUGUUUGUUUGUUUGUUUUUUCUAAGUUGCCUUUUUAUAGGACUCCUCCUUACCCGAUUAAAAUCUGUUGUGGUUAUUUUAUGAACCCCCCCGAGCCCCCAGGAGCCCCAGCCCAGCCGUCCCUCCCGGUCCCCAGCCCCGAGCUGCUGUUUAAAUGUUGUUAUUUUGGGGUUUGCUGCUCUCCCCGGUGGGGAGGGUGGACCUGACAUGAGGUCAUUCUUCUCCCUGGGAGCAGCCGCUCUCCAAGGACCGGGAGGAUCCUGAGUUUCGUUUCUUUUCCCCGAUUUGUGAUAAUCACAAUGUGCCCAAAGGAUCCUGAGUUUCGUUUCUUUUCCCCGAUUUGUGAUAAUCACAAUGUGCCCAAAGGGUCCCUCUGGCUCCAGGGUGUGGGGCGGAAGGGACGAGCCCGGCCUCCUCUUCCCCAGAUUCUGAUGGAACUGAGGAUGUUUAUCCAAGGGUGGGGUUCCCGAUGCUGACAAAACCUGCCGGAUUCCUUCUCUUCCCUCCUUUUCUUCCCCAAAGUCCUCGGACUUGGGUUUUGGGGCUGAGCUCAGCUGCCUGACAGGGAGCUCGGCCGGGUCUGAGGAACAACACAGGGACCUUUGUUUUCCUUUUGUGCUUCACGUUUGAAGGUAAAUAGAACGUUUUCCUAUUUCUCUGCCACCGAGUUAAAUACCCUGCGUGGAAUUUGGCCUUUUCUCAGGGAGUUUUAGGCAGAAAUAUUGGUGUUUGCUGUGUCUGUGAGGCUUUUGUGUCCACACAGAGCUGGUGCUUGUGUAUAAACAUGUUUAUGAAACAGGGCAGGGUUUGUGCUGCUCAAAAGUCUGACGUGGAAAGGGAAAUUUGAAGAUGUCCGGUGGAUUCCUGGUGCCAAAGUGCCCCUUUCUGUGUCCUGGCCCAGGAAUUCCUCGCUGGAAGGCUCGUGCAGGUGGUGCUUUGAGUGUUUGUUCUAAACCUGCUGCUGGGCAGGCUGGGCUGGAGCAGUUUUGGGGGUCGUUCAGUGGAUCCCGUGGCCGAUGGUGGUGUUCCAGCGGCCCUGGCUCUGGCAGGGAUGGAGUUCCCUCUUCCUGGGAGCUGUGCUUGGCAUCUGUGGCUAAACCAGGCGGGUCUGGGCUGAGCUGAGCUUGGCCAAGGUCAGGCCUUCCCUGCAGCCUGGGCUGGGAAGGGCAGGGCUGGAGCCUGGAGGGGCUGGAGGGAUGUUCCAGACCUGGCUGGAGGGAUGUUCCACACCUGCAGUGUCCUGCUCCACGGUGAAACCGGGGCAGAGGAGGGAGGGCAGGGGCAGUUUGGCUCCCAGGGUGCUGUCCUGUGCAGUGGGAGGGGAGGAACAAGGGCCUUGGCUUGGCCUUUGUCUCCUUCCCCUGGCACAUUGUCCUUAUCUUCUCCGGGAGUUCUCUUCCCUAAGUGCUUCCUUUCCCUUCCCGUGCUUUUUUGGGGCCCAACAACCCCUGGUCCAUUCCGGGGUCGGUGUUCAGCUGCCUGUUGCUGGGCUCUGCCUGUUGCUGGGCUCUGCCUGUUGCUGGGCUCUGCCUGUUGCUGGGCUCUGCCUGUUGCUGGGCUCUGGAAUUCCAGCUCAGUUUUGCUGUUUGCUUUGCCCUGGGAAGCCCAGGAUCCCGGGAGCGUGUGGAGCCUGGGCUGGGCUGUGGCCUGUGUUCCUGCCAUCCAGGUGCUCCAGCACCAUUCCCUGGGGGCAAACAGCCCUCCUGCCUCUCUCCUCCUGCUCCAGGACAGGUCCUGCCCUGCUGCAGACUCCCCUCUGUGUCCUGGUGUGUCCAGAGCAUUCCCGGUGCUGGGAGCCGGGAGCCUGGGCUUGGUCUUGGCUCUUGGAAUUCAGAUCCCAGCUCAGAUCCUGCUGGAUCUGGAGAUGGCAGCAGGAAUGUGCCCGGAGGCAGCUCCUGGGUGGCCCAGGUGUGGGAGGAUUUGGGAGCAGCUUUCACCUCUGUUAUCCUGGGAAUCUUUGCCUGAGCGGGCAGGGGAUGCUGCUGGAAUGACAGAGCACCCGGAGGAGGGGCUGCCCUGGCUCUGCCAAAAUCAGGGAGGGCCAGGCUGGAUCUGGACCUGGGCUGGGCUCACCUGGGCUGAGCUCAGCACCCUCAGAGGAGCUGGAGUGUCCCUGGAUCGAGGGAUACCAUGGAUGGACAGUGGAUAAAGCAGAGCGAGGCACGUCCUGCUGAAGGUGGGUGCCCCUGCAGGGUCUGUGUCUGUGCUGGCAGGGGCAGCACCCUGGUGGCACCUGAGGAAGCUCCCGAGGGACAGUCCCAGAGCUCCGGGUGGUGCCAGCAUGGAACACCCCAGUGGGCAGUGCCCGGGAUGGCGGGGCCGUCCCGGAGGGUGGAUCACUGCUCCAGGUGCAGGAGGAUGGCUGGGAAUGCCUUGCCACUUCCUGAGCCUGAUGGAGGCGUGUCCAGGCUGCCGUGGCAGGAGCUGGAUGAGGAAUGAUCCGACCAGGAGUCCCCCCUGAGGGACCACGGGCUCUGCCAGGGGCUGGGGCAGGUGGAGCCCCUCAGCUCCCACCAGACGCCAUCGCUGUGCCGGGAACAGCAAGGAAGAGGAGAAUCCAGGUCCCUCCUGAGGCUGGUUUGGCUGUCAGAGGAACACCGAGGAACCUGCAGAAGAGAUCUGGUUGUUGGGCUGUGGCGAGGGGAGGUGCCCUGGCCCCAUCCCUGGGGAUAUGGUCAGUCCUGGAGCAGCUCACGGGACAGGCACAGCGGCUCCCCCAGCCUGGGGGGUGCAGGGCCAUCUUUAUUUAUCUGCUCUGCAGUUAGCACAGAGCCAGAAAAUUCCGUGCUAUUUAUAGGGACAAAACAGAAAAUUCUCCUUCCAGUGGCUCACCGACUUUCUCCUCUGAUAAACCUUCCAGGGGACUCCAGAAAUCCACCUCCGCCCUGUCCUGAGGUGCCAGAGCCAGGCUGGCACUGCCCCGGGGGGAUGUUGGGGUUGGUGUCCCGGUUGUGCCGGGGCUGGCAGGUGUUUGGUGCUCACAGUGACCAUGGACACGGCUCCAGGGGGUCGGGAUCCUUCCUUCUGCCCUGCAGCACGCAGAGCUUGGACUCCACGAGGCCCUGGGGGGGCUGGGGACAGGGACAGGGACGGGAGUGGGCGAGGGGGCUGCUGGGCUGGGUGUGAGC